AUGUUGAAUAAAGCAUGGGGUACAGUACAUGGGGAAUUCAAAAAGUGUUCAUCAUUUGGGUCUGAAGAUGGCCUGGUGGAACAACUGAUCAGUCUAGUUUCUGACCUUCCUGGAUACAGCUUUUCCCCUUGGGUUUUGGAAUCCUACAUGGCUGCUGAUGGGAAUGCUCUUGUUCCCUUGCGUCAGAAGACCAAACAGAAAAGUCAAGGGAUUGUUAUUAUGAGUCGACGGAGGAUAUCGUGCAAGGAUCUGGGACUAGUUGAUUACCAGGGGUGGCUCUACAAGAAAAAGGAAAAAGGACCUUUCAUUGGCAACAAAUGGAAAAAGUUCUGGUUCGUGCUGAAGGGGUCAUCAUUAUACUGGUACAGCAGCCAAUUGGCUGAGAAAGCUGAAGGAUUCAUCAACCUGCCAGACUUCACUGUGGACCGAGCGAGUGAAUGCAAGAAAAAGUAUGCUAUUAAGGUCAGCCACCCACAGAUCAAGACAUUUUAUUUUGCAGCAGAGAAUGUGGAGGAAAUGAAUAGGUGGCUAAAUAAACUGGGGCUAGCUGUAAUUCCUCAGGCAUCCAAUGGAAAGAAUGAAGAAGAAUGCUAUAGUGAGAGUGAACAUGAAGAUCCAGAAAUAGCAGGAGAGACUCCACCCCCUCCGUACACAGAACAGCCACCUUCUCCUCAUUUGCAGCAGUCCUUAUUGAUCUCGCCGCUAUCAAGUGAAGCAUCCUGUUCUCUCUCCUCCCUGGAAAGCACCAUGAAGUCACAAGAUUCCUCAUCUUCCUUGCUAGCCAAAAUGGCUCAUUCGGAGAGACAGUCUUGGCUUGACAUAGUUAACACGGAAGAGGUUGAUCAGCCUUUAUCAUUCUGUGUCCAGAUUCAUGCUGAUGAUCAUCCAAUGGCAGACAGUAGUGAAAUGGCAGAAAGCCGGCUUCUCAAAUCUAAUAAUGGAUCUCAGAACUCUUUAUUAAGUGAAGGCACAACUUCAUCAGACAGCAGCAGGGAUCGCCUAACUGUGCCAGAAGAUUUGAUAGGAACGAAGACACUAUCCAAAGAACAGGCAAAAUGCUCCGAAGAUGAAAUGGAGCGACUUUACAAGUCAUUAGAACAAGCAAGUUUGUCUCCCAUCGGGGACCGUCGACCUUCAACCAAAAAAGAACUCAGAAAGUCCUUCGCCAAACGGAGCAAAAACCCCUCCAUGAACGAGAAACUCCACCAAAUCCGAAUGCUGAAUAGCACAUUAAAGUGUAAAGAGCAUGACCUGGCCAUGAUUAACCAAUUGCUGGAGGAUCCUGAGCUGACAGCAAGGAAGUAUAGAGAAUGGAAGAAUACAAACACAAUGUUGAUCCAAGAGAUCUAUCAGCAGCAGGAUGCCCUAGCUGUGCCGGGAGGGAAUAGCAAGGAGCCAUAG
This is a messenger RNA of Emys orbicularis (European pond turtle), 1401 nucleotides long. RefSeq names its product interaction protein for cytohesin exchange factors 1 (gene IPCEF1). Lineage: Eukaryota; Metazoa; Chordata; Testudines; Emydidae. The transcript has 11 exons. The record is from RefSeq and is a predicted model, not a curated record. The coding region runs from base 1 to 1401 and encodes 466 amino acids.